CCGCGUGUCCGUAGAACCCACGCGCCGCUUUGACAGCUGUUUCCUGCCGCUCGUGCUCGCGCCUCCAAUAAACUUUUAUUCUUUCUUUUUUUUUUUAUGAAAAGACAUUUGGCUUGUCCGCGUGCUCUGUCCCUCAGACAUGUCAACUGGGGACAUGGAACAAACCACAGGCUACCCGAGUGCGGAUGACGAGGACUGGCUGUAUGGAGACAACCACGAUGACGAUGAUGCUCCUAGUGAUGAUGACGACGAUAAAAAGACAGAGACUGAAAUUUUUAGUGCUUUAGUUGGAGAUGCAGAAGGUGCUAAUGGAGUGAACGAUAAGGACCGUAAUGCAGACAGCGACUCGGAGAGCGACGAUAACCUACGUGUUACUAUCAGCAGCAUCAAAGCAGGCUGCGACCAGAGCACAAGCAGUCUCAAGACCUCGGGCACAAGCAGUGUGUCAGGCACGAAGGUCAGAGGAAGAUCAGGUGCUCUGGUUCUAGUCGACAGAGUUAUCGGCAAUUCAGCCCUGCAGGUGGAAGACGAGGUGGAUGAGAAGCCUUGGAGAAAACCAGGUGCGGACCUGUCCGACUAUUUUAAUUACGGCUUUAACGAGGACACCUGGAAGGUGUACUGCGACAAACAGAGGAGACUGCGCAUGAGCCUGGAGUUCAUGACCUUAGGCUCGUCUGACCAAAGCACGGGUGGUCAGGAUAAGAGCGACUCUAAGCCAGAUUGCUCCUCCGGAAAGUUGAAAAGCUCCAUCGAUGUAAUUGGAGGGCAAACGGAGACCAUUGAACGCGUUGAAGGGCGAAGACAUCACAGCACAGAUGGAAGCAACACAGAGGUGCGGUCCCCACCUGAACCCCCCAUCAAUGCUCAGCCGCCAUCCUCUAAGCUUCCUCUCUUCUUCGCCCCCAAUAUUCCUCCUCCACCAUUUCCUCUUCUCUCCAUGAGCCAUACUCCCCCUUUUAUACAACACCCACCACGACUGUCUAUGAGCGCCCCACCUCCUGGUUUUCCAUUCCCUCCUGAAGUUCCUUCUCCCUUUACAUCAGGCAGGGCUCAUUCAGGAGGAAGCUAUGACGGCGUCUGUGCCCCGUUGUACCCCUUUCCUGCAGGUGUGUAUCCGCACUCUGUAGGCCAUAUGCCUCCCUGGCCAGGCUCGAGUGACCGAGCCAAAUUGUGGAAGUAUUCCAGCUGCCAGGACAGAGAGAGAGAGAGAGAGCGGGGCAAGGACAGAGAGAGGACCCGGGAACGCGAGCGGGACCGAGAACCGAAGAAAGAGCAGGAGAGAGAACGAGAUCAGGAGAACGCGCCUUCGUUUCCGAGCCGCAGCAGUGAUAAAGAGCAUACAUCACGUCACAGGGACCACAGUGAUCGGGGAAGAGAGAGAUAUCGCGAACAUGAUAGAGAGGGAAGAGAAAGGGAAGACCGACAUCGUGACAGGAGACACCGGGACCGUAACGAGCGGCACAAAUCCUCACGCAGUAGCAGUCGGAAAAGGUAUUCCAGUGACGAUGUCGAGAGCCACAGUAGACACAGAUACAAACGCAACAAGGACAGCACGGACACCGAGUCGACCGACUGACUAACCCACUGUCUAGCCAAUCAGGAGAGCGUACGUUUCAACGCUGUAUUUGAUCCUGACGUAAAGACGUAAUGAGCUCGGUUAAGCCGAAUUAACACCAGACUCGUUAUGAAACCAUUUCUUUUUUUAUUUUAAGCUGUCAUAAGAGAACUAGUUUACAAAACGAAUUAAUUUAUUACCCAGUUUACGACAAGACCAAAGGCAUGGACCAUAAUCAUUUAUUUUAAUUUAAGCUAAUAUAUUAUAAGAUGAUGUGAAAAGGAAAAAAAAAAAAACACUAUUUUGGAUUGUUAAACGAAGAUGACUUAAUAUUUGUGUUGUGCCAAAGCGUGGUUUUGUUGCGGUAUGAAGACAGUAUUAUAAAAUAUUUUU
Molecule: messenger RNA, 1948 nt
Organism: Clarias gariepinus (North African catfish)
Lineage: Eukaryota; Metazoa; Chordata; Actinopteri; Siluriformes; Clariidae
Gene: fip1l1a
Product: FIP1 like 1a (S. cerevisiae)
Exons: 16
Coding region: 140-1576 (478 amino acids)
Cellular component (GO): mRNA cleavage and polyadenylation specificity factor complex
Molecular function (GO): RNA binding
Source: RefSeq, a predicted model, not a curated record